AUGCCGUGUCGAUCGCGAUCGUGUUCCGUCUCGUUGCAGCGGUAUCUCGUAUUGUCUACCGCGAUCUUUGCCGCCGCCGCCGCUGAUGCAGUAGCCGCGUCCGUCGGUGAUCUGGUGCGCGAUGCGCGUUGUUUCGCCAAAUGUUACCGUCAGAUCGCCGCUGAACAGCCCAAAUGUUAUAGCGGUUGUCUGAACGAGCGGUGGAUUAAUAAGCCGGGCGAGUGUCCGGUCGGCGACCUUGACAGCGUCGCCUCGCUGGACCGACCGUGUCUGGAGCAAUGCAAUUCCGACGACUUUUGUCAAGCCGAGUACAAGUGCUGCCGACACAGCUGCGGCAUAACGUGCCAACAGCCCGUUGGCCUAGCCGAACAUCGUCCGGGUCUACCGGACGUGCCGAACGUCGUCGCUGUGUCGGACUACGGUAAGGCGCUGGUGGUCGAGUGGUCAGCGCCGUUCCCGGGCACAUCUGCAGGUCACGUUACGUACGUGGUCCAGGAAAGGCACCACGUGGGCGCCGCGUACGUACCGGAGCGUAUGACCACGUGGGCUAUGGUGACCAGGACCGACAGGACACGUGAACAGUUCCGACAGCUGCACGCGCCAGGACGGUGGUUCCAGUUCCGCGUCGCAGCAAUCAACGAGAACGGCACCAGCGGAUACUCUCCGCCGUCCGACCAGUUUUUUGUUGAGAUCGGACCGCACGUCGAUCCGCCCGGACCGCCUCAAGACCUGAUGGUGUCGUCGUUGAAAUGGACAAACAAGGAUUACCAGCAAUGUGUGCUGUCGUGGAAGCCGCCAGCCGAGUCCGUUUUACCCGUCCGAAAGUACAAAGUGUUCAUCAGCGUACGCGACGGACCACACGUUUACCACAAACGGAAUGUGGUCCCGGCAGUGAGUUAA
Macrosiphum euphorbiae (potato aphid) is the source of this 900-nucleotide messenger RNA. The record is from the annotation of a GenBank genome assembly. Lineage: Eukaryota; Metazoa; Arthropoda; Insecta; Hemiptera; Aphididae.